AUGCGGACCGGAACUGUGGCUGCAACUUUGCUGCUGGUGGCUAUCUGCCAGGGUGCAGUCUAUAAAGUGCCCCUGAUCAGAACGGUCUCCCGAAUGACCCAAAUGAUCAACCAGGGCAAAUGGGCAGACUUUGUUCGUGAGAGGAACUUGGCUCGGGCCAGCCCCGUUCAUAAGCUUGGAUCGUAUCCGCAAAAGGUCUACGAUUACAUUGAUGAAGAAUAUCUGGGAAACAUCACGAUCGGCACCCCAGACCAACAGUUCAAGGUGGUGCUGGAUACUGGAUCCUCGAACCUCUGGGUCCCGGACACCACAUGCAACGGCAAUGCCUGCGACGGCAAAGACAAAUUUGAUCAAAGCACUUCCGGCACUUACAAGUUUGAUGGAACUUCAUGGUAUAUCGCCUACGGUACUGGAUCGGCUUCCGGCUUUUUGGGCGUCGACACCGUCCGAUUUGGAGCUCCAACUGAGAAUCAGCUGGUCGUCCCGAAAACGCGGUUCGGUCAAGCAACCGAUAUUGCUCAAUUCUUCGCCGGCGACCCGAUCGACGGAAUCCUCGGCCUGGCCUUCACUUCGUUGGCUGUUGAUGGUGUUAUCCCACCUCUCAUUAAUGCCAUCAAUCAAGGACUCCUCGAUCAACCCUUAUUCACCGUCUUCCUAAUGCACGACGGCGCCAAGGAGGGCGCCUACGGCGGCGUGUACACCUACGGUGGUAUCGACACCGACAAUUGCGGCCCCGUCAUCGCCUAUCAGCCCUUGUCAUCCGCUACCUACUAUCAGUUCAAGAUGGACGCCGUCAAGUCGGGCAGCUACUCGAGCACCAAGGGAUGGCAGGUCAUUUCUGACACUGGCACCUCGUUCAUCGGAGCUCCAACUGGUAUCGCCGAUGGAAUUGCCAAGCAGCUCGGCGCCACCUACGACCCGUCUGAAGAUAUCUAUGUGAUCGAUUGCAAUGCCCAGGCCUCCGUCACCCUUACUAUCGGUGGCAAAGACUACACAAUCUCCAGCUCGAACAUGAUCGUCCCUGGUGAUAAUAACAAGUGCUGGGUAGCGCUCUUCGGCUGGGAUAGCUUCGGCCCCGCCUGGAUUCUUGGCGACCCAUUCAUCCGUCAAUUCUGCAAUGUCUACGAUAUUGGUCACCAGCGUGUUGGCUUUGCCCCCUCCAAGCAGGCC
This is a messenger RNA of Mesorhabditis spiculigera, 1170 nucleotides long. The record is from the annotation of a GenBank genome assembly. Lineage: Eukaryota; Metazoa; Nematoda; Chromadorea; Rhabditida; Rhabditidae.